Metopolophium dirhodum (rose-grain aphid) is the source of this 3491-nucleotide messenger RNA. RefSeq names its product jouberin-like. NCBI's taxonomy places the organism in Eukaryota, Metazoa, Arthropoda, Insecta, Hemiptera, Aphididae. Gene Ontology annotation, molecular function: protein binding. Bases 191 to 2614 code for a protein of 807 amino acids. The transcript is spliced from 14 exons. The record is from RefSeq and is a predicted model, not a curated record. Gene Ontology annotation, cellular component: ciliary basal body. Gene Ontology annotation, biological process: motile cilium assembly.
AAAACAAUAAACCAACCAUUAUUGAAUGCAAUAAUUUGGUUAGAAUGUAGAAGAUAGUUAUUGUUGUUAUUUUGAUAGUAAUAUUAAAAUAGUAAAAAAAAGAAUUAACGUUAAAAAUAAAUGUUAAAAAGUAUAGCGUUUUACAAAUUAAAUAUCUUUCUUCAAUAAAAUUAAUUUAGUAUAAUAAGUAAUGGAUAAAGAUCCAAUGAUUGAACUUUCUGAAUUUCAUAAUAAUUUAUAUAGCCCUAUAUCAGAUUCUAGAGAAAAUUUAAUAGAGAAACCACCAGAAAUUAAACCAAGAAAGAAGAAAUUAUUAAGUAUAAAUGAUAUUCAGUCUACAGGAUCUAGUUCCAGCAGUAGUGAGAGGAAUGGAUCAGAAUUGUCAUCAAUUAGCCAUGAUUCAUCACCAUUGUCACAAAGUUGGAAAAAAAUUAAAAAUAACACUGAUGUACGUAUGCCAAUACCUGUCCCUCGUCCGCGUUCAAAAUCUAGUAAAAAGUCUGCAAGUACUAAUGGAUCUAGUGAAAGAAGUAUAUCUGCUAUUAGUCCAAUAUCAAACAAGAGUAGUUUACAAAACAGUCGAUCAGUAACGCCAGAAAGUGUAUCCAUUGAAUUAAGUGAUAGUGACAUCACAGAUAAUUCAAGCAGAAUAGUGCCAUUAAAAGUUAAAAUGAAAGAAAACAGAGAAACAAAUGAAAUGGAGCUGUCAGCUGUAUUAAAUAAUGUUGCUAGUUUAAACAUGUUUAAUGAAGAAACAAGAAAUGAAAAUGAAAACAUUAAACUAGAAAUUUAUAUUCAUAAAACAGAUGCAUUAAAAGUUGAUACAAGAAUAAAACAUCCAAGUGUAAUAAUUUCUAUUAUCGAUACAACUACGUGGGAAUAUCUAAGAAUAAGCGAUGCAAAUAUAACAAAUCAAGAAAAAACUUAUAUUAAUCCAAUUUUAACAAAAGAAUUCGAUUUCAAAUUUCAUAAAACAAUAGUACCAAUCUGGGAUGAAAAACUGGUUUAUACUGAAGAUUUUAAACAUAUCAUAACAGAAAAUACAGUAAUAUUAUUUGAGAUUGUAGAUUUUACUGGAAGUAUUCGACCUCUAGUAACAAUGAAUGAUUGGCAUAGAAUAGCUUGGGCGUUUAUAAGACCAAUUGGAUCAAAUGGAAUUACAAAUACAGGAAAACAAAUAAGAUUACAAUUAUAUAAACCUGGGCCAAAGCCGAAGUCUUUUCACAAAAGUCAUCCAACGGCAAUGCAUUGGUUUAUAAAAGGAAUAUUAAAAAAAUAUCCAAGCACGCUUUAUAUUAGUUUGAAUAAAGUAAAAUACUCUGAGGCAACUGAAGUGGUAUCAGAACACAAUCAACAAGAAUUAAAAUCUAUUAACUCUAGUUCACCAAAUGAAAUUAAUUCUAAUUCAAUCAAUUCAAGUCAAGAAACGUUUCAAGAAUACGACAUUAAGUGGAAACGUUUUCCUGGUCAAAAAUGUAAAAUACCAAAUUCUGAAAUUGUGAAACUUCAACCAAACUUAGAAGGAUGUAUGUAUUUAAAAUUUAGUUAUGAUGGUUUAAGGCUAGCAGUUGCUACAGGAAAAAAUAUAAAUAUCUAUUCAGUACCCGGAUAUAAAUUGUUUAAACAGUUAAUUGGUCAUCAAGGUUUGGUAUAUACUUUAAGGUGGAGCAAUGAUAAUAAUAAUUUAUUAACAACUUCUUCUGAUUAUACUGCGUGUGUUUGGACACUGAAGAAUAACAAUCAAACAAACUUCCAAAUCCUUCCACAUCCGUCGUAUGUAUAUUGUGCUGAAUAUAAUAACACAGUUAUAAUAACUGGAUGUUAUGAUAGUAUAUUGCGAUUAUGGACUUCCACAUUUAAUAAAUGGACAUUGUGCCAAGAAAUGGAAUACCACAAAGGUUUCAUAUCAAGUAUUGCUCAAUUGGAAACUAUAGUACUUUCGUCCGAUAGCCAUGGGAUUAUUAUCGAAUGGGCGCUCGAAAAUUGUAGACUAGAACUAAAAAGAAUUAUAUCAGUACCUGAAAUACGACAAGUUAUAAUAAGUAAUAUAAUUUUACAUCCAGCCGGUAAACGACUUCUAAUUCAAACCAGAGAUAGUAUUUUACGUAUGAUGGAUUUACAUACGACGGCAAUCAUACAGUGGUUUAGGGGCGGUGUAAACAACAAAGUACAAACAGGAUGUGUAUUGAGCCCGUGUGGUAAUCUUGUGUUUGGCUGUGGCGAAGACGGACUGGUUAAUGUUUGGGAAGCGUAUACUGCUAAACAAUUGGCAUUUUAUACGAAUCGUCAAGAUUUAUCAGCUGCCACUAGUGGCGCAGUAGAUUACCAUCCACACGAUCAUAUGAUAGUAUUUGGGGUGUAUACUCAAAAUAAAAAUUCGCCCAUUUAUGUUGCUCAAUAUAAAAAAGAAAAUGAAACAGACAUUGGUUUGAGGUUUUUGAUUCCAAUAGAACAUAAACAAAAAGCUUUCGGGCAUAUUAAUCACCAGACAGCAGAAUAUGGAUAUUUAAAUACAUUAAAAUCAAAAGAACAUGAUAGUCAACGCAUGAUGCCACUAGUCAAUAUCAUUAAGAGAAUGGACAGUGUUUUAAAUUCAUUUAAGAUAAAAGAAUAACAAACAAUGUAUCCAUGAAAUAUGGCCAUGCACCAUUUCCGCCAACAUUUAAAAUGGCUGUUUUCGUUAUCACCCUUUCCCACCAAUUUAAAAAAGGUUUGAUUCCUGUUUUCGCCAAUAUACCUGCUAAACCUGCUUGGGUAAAAUUAAUAUACUUAUAUUCCAUAUACACUACGUAUAAUGCAUUUACACUGUAAAAUAUUAUGUUGAACGUUGCAUUAAAAAAGAAAAACGUGAUUAUUUUUUUAAGUUACUUAUAUUUUUAAAUUUUAAAUCAUGAAGAGUGGACUUGAAAUAACUGUACAUGGUUUAUAUAACAACGUUUAAUAUUCAAAAAUUAAAUAAAUAAUAAUAUUCAAAUAAAAAAAGUCACAAUAUAUAAUAUUUUAUUUCUGUUUGUUCAGCAUAUAGUUUUUAUUCAGAAUAAUAAUAAUGUCAUAUAUUAUAAAAAAUUAUAUGUAAGAACUGUGUUUGAUUUUAUACAGCCUGUGUUAAAUUUAAUUAGGUAAAAGAAAAAACAAAUUUUCUUUGAUUUUUAUUUGUAUUACAAUAUUUUGAUAAUUUACGAGUAGCAAGCAAAUUGACGGAAACGGAAAUCAAACAUUUUUUAAUAUUAGUGGAAACAGGGGAUUGCGGAAACAAGCAUUUGAAUUUUGACGGAAACGAGUAAUUGCCUGAAUUACUGCAGUAGCCAGUAAUACCAAAUUAAUAAAAAUAUAAUGGCCAAAACAUUUAUUCUUAUAGCAUGUAUACAAUAUUUUUGAUGUUGUUUUUUUAUUGAAAUGUUUAAUAUUAACAGAAAAUUGUUUGCAAAUCCAGUGUUUUAAUAAUUAAUACCUACCUAUCAACUUUGAACUUGAUAAAAAAAACCCUGUGA